Molecule: messenger RNA, 3270 nt
Organism: Lodderomyces jiufengensis
Lineage: Eukaryota; Fungi; Ascomycota; Pichiomycetes; Serinales; Debaryomycetaceae
Gene: CDC60
Product: leucine--tRNA ligase
Exons: 1
Coding region: 1-3270 (1089 amino acids)
Biological process (GO): leucyl-tRNA aminoacylation
Molecular function (GO): aminoacyl-tRNA deacylase activity; leucine-tRNA ligase activity; ATP binding
Source: RefSeq, a predicted model, not a curated record
AUGAGUGUAACAUUUGAAAAAACAUUCAGAAGAGAUGCAUUAAUUGAAAUAGAGAAAAAAUACCAAAAACAAUGGGCUGAUGAAAAAUUAUUUGAAAUAGAUGCUCCAACUUUUGAAGAAGUACCAAUUGAAAAUGUUGAAGAAGUUAGAGAAAAAUAUCCAAAAUUCUUUAGUACAAUGGCAUAUCCAUAUAUGAAUGGGGUUUUACAUGCUGGUCAUGCAUUUACAUUAUCAAAAGUUGAAUUUGCAACUGGGUUUGAAAGAAUGAAUGGUAAAAGAGCAUUAUUUCCAUUAGGUUUUCAUUGCACUGGUAUGCCAAUAAAAGCAGCAGCCGAUAAAAUAAAAAGAGAAGUUGAAUUAUUUGGAGAAGAUUUUGCAGGCGCACCAGCUGAAGAUGAAGAAGAACCAACUGCCAAAAAGGAAGAAGUUAAAAAGGAAGAUUUAACUAAAUUUAGUUCUAAAAAAUCAAAAGCAGCUGCUAAAACUGGAAGAGCUAAAUUUCAAUUUGAAAUUAUGUUACAAUUAGGGAUACCAAGAGAAGAAGUUGCAAAAUUUGCCAACUCUGAUCAUUGGUUAAAAUUUUUUCCACCAUUAUGUCAAAAAGAUGUUACAGCAUUUGGAGCAAGAGUUGAUUGGAGACGUUCAAUGAUUACAACUGAUGCUAAUCCAUAUUAUGAUGCAUUUGUAAGAUGGCAAAUGAAUAGAUUAAGAGAUUGCGGUAAAAUUAAAUUUGGGGAAAGAUAUACAAUUUAUUCAGAAAAAGAUGGACAAGCUUGUUUAGAUCAUGACAGACAAUCAGGUGAAGGUGUGACACCUCAAGAAUAUGUAGGUAUUAAAAUUAAAGUUGAUGAAUUUGCACCAGAAGCUUCGAAAAUUUUAAAAGAAAAUAAUUUUGAUUUAACUAAAAAUAAGGUUUAUCUCGUGGCUGCUACUUUAAGACCUGAAACCAUGUAUGGUCAAACUUGUUGUUUUGUAAGUCCAAAAAUUGAUUAUGGAUUAUUUGAUGCUGGUAAUGGAGAAUAUUUCAUAACAACUGAACGUGCAUUCAAGAAUAUGUCAUUUCAAAAUUUAUCUCCAAAAAGAGGUUAUUAUAAACCAGUUCUUCAUUUAAAUGGUAAAUCUUUAAUUGGUUCUAAAAUAGAUGCUCCAUUAGCUGAAUUAAAAGAUUUAAGAGUCUUACCUAUGGAAACAGUUAAAGCCACCAAGGGAACUGGAGUUGUUACUUGUGUUCCAUCAGAUUCUCCAGAUGAUUAUAUAACAACAAAAGAUCUUUCAAAUAAACCAGAAUAUUACAAAAUCGAAAAAGAUUGGGUUAAAACUGAAAUAAUUCCAAUUGUUCAUACUGAUAAAUACGGUGAUAAAUGUGCCGAAUUUUUGGUUAAUGAUUUAAAAAUCCAAUCACCAAAAGAUGCUGUACAAUUAGCAGAAGCAAAAGAAUCAGCGUACAAAGAAGGUUAUUAUAACGGUACAAUGAUUAUAGGUAAAUAUAAAGGUGAAAAAGUUGAAGAUGCCAAACCAAAAGUAAAAGAAGAUUUAAUUGCUUCAGGUGAUGCAUUUGUAUAUAGUGAACCUGAAAAUCAAGUUAUUUCAAGAUCUGGUGAUGAUUGUUGUGUAUCAUUAGAAGAUCAAUGGUAUAUUGACUAUGGUGAGGAAGUUUGGUUAGGUCAAGCUCUUGAGUGUUUAAAAGAUAUGGAAACAUUUGCAAAGGAAACAAGACAUGGAUUUGAAGGUGUUUUUGCAUGGAUGAAAAAUUGGGCUGUUACAAGAAAAUUCGGUUUAGGUACAAAAUUACCUUGGGAUGAUCAAUUUUUAGUUGAAUCAUUAUCCGAUUCUACAAUUUAUAUGGCUUAUUAUACAAUUGACCGUUUCUUACAUUCGGAUUAUUAUGGUCAAAAACCUGGAAAAUUCAAUAUUAAACCAGAACAAUUGACUGAUGAAGUAUUUGACUACAUUUUCACCCGUCGUGAUGAUGUUGAAACUGAUAUACCAUUAGUAGAAUUAAAAGAAAUGAGAAGAGAAUUUGAAUAUUUUUACCCAUUAGAUGUAAGAGUUUCAGGUAAAGAUUUAAUUCCAAAUCAUUUAACUUUUUUCAUUUAUUCACAUGUUGCAAUUUUUCCAAAAAAAUUUUGGCCAAAGGGUGUUAGAGCAAAUGGUCAUUUAUUAUUAAACAACGCAAAAAUGUCAAAAUCAACUGGUAAUUUUAUGACUUUAGAACAAAUUGUUGAAAAAUUCGGUGCUGAUGCUUCAAGAAUUGCAAUGGCAGAUGCUGGAGAUUCAAUUGAAGAUGCAAAUUUUGAUGAAGCAAAUGCUAAUGCAGCAAUUUUAAGAUUAACCACCUUGAAAGAUUGGUGUGAAGAUGAAUUAAAAAAUUCAUCAGAUUUAAGAACUGGUGAUUAUGAUUCAUUUUUUGAUGAAGCUUUUGAAAACGAAAUGAAUGAUUUAAUUGAAAAAUGUUACAAUCAAUAUUCCUUAAGUAAUUAUAAACAAGCAUUAAAAUAUGGUUUAUUUGAUUUUCAAAUUGCAAGAGAUUUUUAUAGAGAAUCAGUCAAUUCAUCCAUCAAAAUGCAUAAAGAUCUUGUUUUAAAAUAUAUUGAAUAUCAAGCUUUAAUGUUAGCUCCAAUUGCUCCACAUUUUGCUGAAUACUUAUAUAAAGAAGUUCUAAAUAAAAAGGGAAGUGUUCAAACUACUCAAUUCCCAAAGCCAUCAAAACCAGUAUCAAAACCUGUAUUGGAUGCUUUAGAAUAUGUUAGAUAUGUAUCGAGAUCAAUCCGUGAAGUUGAAGGUUCAGGAUUAAAGAAAAGAAAAGGUAAAUCCGAUCUUGAAACUGGUGAUUCCGUUAAAUUAACCUUGUUGGUUUCAAAUACAUUCCCAGAAUGGCAAGAUAAUUAUAUUGAAUUUGUUAGAGAGCUUUUUGAUAAACAACAAUUAUCUGACAAUUCCUUGAUUAAACAAAAAGUUGGUAAAGAUAUGAAGAGAGCAAUGCCUUUUAUAAAUCAAUUAAAACAAAGAUUAAAUACAGAAGAUCCAAAUUUAGUAUUUAAUAGAAAAAUUACAUUUAAUGAAAUUGAAAUUUUACAAAAAGUAUUAUCAAUUAUUAAAAAUUCAACUUUUUCAGUAAAAGUUAAUGAUAUGGAAAUUAUAUCAUUUGAUAAUGGUAGUGAUAAAGGUAAAAAUAUUUUAACAGGAGAAGAUGUUGAAAUUAGUAUAAAAUCAAAAAUUAAAGAAAAUGCAGUACCUGGAGAACCUGGUAUUAUAUUAACAAAAAUUUAG